UGGCGCCGCCGCGGGUCUCUUCUCUGCCGGAUGCGAGGGUUUGAAUGCCUUGGGGGGUGUUGUAGUUGAUCUCAGUGAGAAGAAGCAGAACGACGAGGCAUGGAGCAAGAACAGGCAGGGCUUGAAAGCUUUCUGAAAUGGGCAGCGGAGCUUGGAAUCUCAGAUUCCCACCAUUCUCACAGCUCUUCCUCCUGUUUAGGCCACUCUCUCACCGUCUCUCACUUUCCUCUCGCAGGCGGACGAGGGUUGGGUGCGGCUCGUGAUCUCAGAAAGGGAGAAUUGAUUCUCAGAGUCCCGAAAUCUGCCUUAAUGACCACAAGAAAUCUUUUGGAAGAUCAAAAUCUAUGUCAUUUUCUUCGUAGCCAUCCUUCUCUCUCCGCUACUCAGAUGCUUACUGUAUGUUUGUUAUAUGAAAUUGGUAAAGGAAAGGGUUCGUGGUGGUACCCUUAUCUGGUGCACUUGCCUCAGAGUUACGACAUACUGGCAACUUUUGGUGAAUUUCAGAGGCAAGCACUACAAGUGGAUGAGGCAAUCUGGGUUGCUGAGAAGGCUUUGCGUAAAGCGGAAUCAGAGUGGAAAGAAGCUUGUAAACUGAUGAAAGAGUUGAAGCUUAAGCCAAAACUUCUCUCUCUUAUCGCAUGGCUUUGGGCUUCUGCAACUAUAUCUUCACGGACGUUGCAUAUACCAUGGGAUGAAGCUGGGUGUCUAUGCCCAGUGGGAGACUUAUUCAAUUAUGCUGCACCAGGAGGGGAGUCAAAUGGCUUUGAAAAUAUAGAGAGUAGCAUGCAUACAUCUUCAUUUGAGGUGUGCUCGUUGCCUAAUGGGGAUACUUUUGAUAACGUGGUUCCAGAUCAUUUGGAAGCUUGCUAUCAGAGACUAACAGAUGGUGGAUUUGAGGAAGACCUUGCUGCAUAUUGUUUCUAUGCAAAAAGGAAUUAUAGAAAAGGAGAACAGGUUCUUUUGAGCUAUGGAACAUAUACAAACCUGGAGCUUCUUGAACACUAUGGAUUUCUUUUGAACGAUAAUCCGAAUGACAAGGCUUUUAUUCACUUGGAGCCUGGUGUGUACUCAUCUAUUUCAUGGCCCAGGGAAUCCCUGUACAUCCACCAAAAUGGUAAGCCCUCCUUUGCGCUACUGUCAGCUUUACGGUUAUGGGCAACUCCAGUAAGUCAGCGGAAAUCCAUAGGACAUCUUGUUUAUUCAGGAGAGCAAAUCUCAGUGGAUAAUGAGGUUUCUGUAAUGAAAUAUAUAUUAGAGAAAUGUAUUAUAAUUCUGAAGAAUCUGCCGACAUCAAUUGAAGAAGACAGCUUGUUACUCUCAAGAAUUGAUGUAGUCCUAGACUUUACUAAUCAUAUUGAGAUGGUAAAGUUGGACAUGUUUGGAGGUGAGUUGCGUGCUUUCCUGGAGGCCAAUAGCCUGCAGAAUGGAAAAGACGACUCGAAGGUUGUUCUAUCUGGAAAAUCUAGAAUGUCAUUGAACAAGUGGAAAUUAGCAGUGCGAUGGAGGCUUAGGUAUAAGAAUAUUCUUUCCGACUGCAUUUCAUAUUGUACAGAAGUAAUCAAUUCUUUCUCUUGUCAAAGUGUUUCAACUACUUGAACUGAUUUAAGUUUUGAUCUCCGGGUAAUUUAUAAAA
Molecule: messenger RNA, 1633 nt
Organism: Carica papaya (papaya)
Lineage: Eukaryota; Viridiplantae; Streptophyta; Magnoliopsida; Brassicales; Caricaceae
Gene: SDG40
Product: SET domain group 40
Biological process (GO): peptidyl-lysine monomethylation
Molecular function (GO): protein binding; protein-lysine N-methyltransferase activity
Source: RefSeq, a predicted model, not a curated record